AUGAUGAUCAGUGCUGUGUUGCUCCUUUGCGCUGUUUUACAGGCAGAAAGCGAGAGACACUCCCUCUAUUACAUAUACACCGCCCUCUCCAAACAUGUCUCUGUACCUGGAAUCCAUGAGUUCACUGCUAUGGGCCUGCUUGAUGACAGAGAGAUUGACUACUACAACAGUCAGGACAAAGUCAAGAUACCAAGACAAGACUGGAUGAAAGAGAGUCUGACAGCUGACUACUGGGAGAAAGGCACUCAGUCACGAAAGAGUAAAGAACAGUGGUUUAAAGUCAAUGUCAAUAUUCUGAUGGAGCGUAUGAACCACAAUCAGUCUGAUAUCCAUGUUCUUCAGUGGAGACAUGGCUGUGAGGCUGAGAGACACUCUGAUGGAUCAGUAAGGUUUGUGAGUGGUGUUGACCAGUACAGUUAUGAUGGUAGUGACUUCCUGUCCUUUGAUGAUGCCACUAUGCAGUGGGUGGCCCCAGUUGAUCAGGCCGUUCCCACCAAAAGGAAGUGGGAUGAUGUGCCCAUUCUCAACCAGUACACUAAGGGUUACCUUGAGAAGGAGUGUGUGGACUGGCUCUCCAAGUUCAUGACUUAUGGGGAAGAGGACCUCAAGAAACAUUCUCCACCAGAUGUUUUUGCUUUUGCAAGGAGGGCGACCACACCCAACAAACUGACCUUGACCUGUAUGGCCACUGGCUUGUACCCCAAAGAUGUGACCCUGAACAUCAGAAAGAACCGCAUUACGCUCCAUGAUAAUGAAAUGAAUUCUAUUGGAGCAAUACCAAAUAGUGAUGGAACUUACCAACUGAGGAAAAGUGUGGAAAUCCCAGAGUCUGAAAAAGCCGAUUAUGACUGUUGGGUGUACCACAGGACCCUGAAAGAACCAACAAUUUCUGUGUGGGAUGGAAAGUGUUCUGACUGCCAGACAGAGCCAGAUGAUGAAGGUGUUACUGUAGGUGUGAUAGUUCUAAUCUUGGUUGCUGUGGUUGCAGUGGCCAUGUUUGUCUUUCACAAAAAAGGCUUGAUUGGUGGCUCAAAUGGCCAUGCUGCUGUGAGGUACCACAGCAAUGGAGGUAAAUGA
Chanos chanos (milkfish) is the source of this 1077-nucleotide messenger RNA. RefSeq names its product H-2 class I histocompatibility antigen, Q10 alpha chain-like. Bases 1 to 1077 code for a protein of 358 amino acids. NCBI's taxonomy places the organism in Eukaryota, Metazoa, Chordata, Actinopteri, Gonorynchiformes, Chanidae. Gene Ontology annotation, biological process: immune response. The record is from RefSeq and is a predicted model, not a curated record. The transcript is spliced from 6 exons. Gene Ontology annotation, cellular component: external side of plasma membrane.